Molecule: messenger RNA, 1496 nt
Organism: Drosophila ficusphila
Lineage: Eukaryota; Metazoa; Arthropoda; Insecta; Diptera; Drosophilidae
Gene: Taf7
Product: transcription initiation factor TFIID subunit 7
Exons: 2
Coding region: 88-1431 (447 amino acids)
Biological process (GO): RNA polymerase II preinitiation complex assembly; transcription initiation at RNA polymerase II promoter
Cellular component (GO): transcription factor TFIID complex
Molecular function (GO): RNA polymerase II general transcription initiation factor activity
Source: RefSeq, a predicted model, not a curated record
GCUGUCAUCUCUAAUAAGCAAUUUUAGAAAGAAAGAUUUGUUGUCUUCUGGAAAAAUCCCGUGUGUAUUACGCUAAAGCGCAGUCAAAUGUUCGAAAAGAAGAGCGACAAGGCUAAGCAGGCUGAGCACAAGCCGCGGGAAGAUGGCGUGGAACUGGAGAGCCAGUUCAUAAUGCGCGUACCAAAGGAACUGGCCGACACUGUCCAUGAUGCAAUUAAUUCGGGCACCAUAAAAGAUCGACUGACCAUUCAACUGGAUCAGGAUUUGAGGUACGGCGAAGUGCGCCUAGAUGACCAGCUGCUCUACACAAAACUUGUGGAUCUACCAACAGUCGUUGAAAGCUACAAGACUAUUGACAACAAAAGCUUCUACAAGUCGGCGGACAUUUGCCAAAUACUCAUAUGCAAGGAGGAACCGGAAGACGACACCGAGAAGGAGUCCCCAAACAAAAAUAAGAAGAAGGAUCCCAACAAGGUGGACAAGAAGUACCUGUUUCCGCAUGGUAUUACUCCGCCCUGCAAAAAUGUGAGAAAACGUCGAUUUCGAAAGACUUUAAAGAAAAAGAACGUCGAAGCUCCUGAAAUCGAGAAGGAAGUGAAGCACCUACUCCGAAUCGAUAACGAGGCGGUCAGGGUUGAGUACGAAAUCAUAAAUGAGGAGGACAAACCCAUGGAUGAACUGGAUCAAUCAGAUAUAAAGCCCUACAACGAUGCAGACGAUGAAAUGCAGGACGACACCACUAUGCAUGCCAGUGAUAAAACUAUCAUGGACAUCAGCUCCCAGCGAGACGUUAACGUGGAGUCCGACGAUGAUGAAACCAGCAACUUUCCCACCCACCGGGCGCCCAACAUGGGUGUGGCUGCGCACGAUAUUUUUGGCGAGGAGGUAUCUACUACUGAUGACGAAGAUGAGCCAGAACAGGGAAACAACACUAUGCAGCGACGCGUGCUGGAGGACUCUUCACGCCUUUCUGCGGAUGACUCACGCAUGUCGGACUUCUUUGGCGCAAGCGGCAGCAAUACCGGAGCCGGCGGCUUAAAAAUGGAGCAGAACGAAUUUAACAAGUCCAUGUUUGGCCAAGAGGCGAGCAGUCCCAAGCUGAGCGCCGCCGGUUCUAGUUCUAACCUGGCCGCUCCUAGUGGUUAUUACGAUAACCAAAUGCUCACGAAACGAGAGGAGUUUGAGAAUAUGGAGUUUAUAGACGAGCCACAGCCGCAAUAUUCGCAGCAACAAGUGCAGCAGAAGAUCAGUCAACUUACGCGACAGAUCAGCGAGCUCAAGGCACAGCAGGUGCAGAAAUCCACGGAAAUAGCCUCUAUUCAGAAUGCCACAUUGAAGCAACGAAUGCAGGAAACGCUUGAUAAUCUGUACACACAGGUUAUGGAAAGAGAACUCGAGUUGAAGGACUUUGAGAAUAUGCUAGAAUGUUAAGAGGGAGGUUAGAACUGAGUACUCUGUAGUGCAUCUUAUCAUAAACAUUAUAAGGAUCGAACUUA